UCAAGUGCAGUGGUGCAUUAUUUAUAGCCGCCACGUGAACGGUAAUGCACAACUGUUGCUGAUAUAUAUUCGGCAAUUUCCGUACACAUUCGGUUGACUACGUCACAGCUCAAUUAAGGACAAGUGGCAUAGUUUUAAGUAGGGCCGAAAUGAAAAUAAGUCGUAAUACAGCGGGGGAAAAGUCUGCUGAUAGUUUGAUAUCAUCUCAAGCUGUAAGUAAAGAUAUAGAUAAAAAAAAUACCGCACUACUCACAUACAGAAGAUAUAUAGAAACAUUGGCAACAUUUUCUUCCUUCUUUCAAUUACUCAACUUCAAUGAACUUAAUGGGGAAAGGAAAAGAACAAAAGGAGAUAUUUCCGUGAAAGUGAAGUGUUACAAGUGGUAAAGUCCGCAAUGAACGCCUAUAUGGCCGAGCUAUGAUAUCUAAAAACACAAAAAUAUAUAUAUCCACAGUGGAUUACUAUGGUAACACCUCACAGAUCAAUUUUCUCUUGCAAAUAGAGCUAUAUUAAGUGACUGCAGUAGGAAUUAUUUUAUUCUGACAGAAAAUGUUACUACGAGGGAAAAUUGCACGGAAAUAUUGGAAAGCGUUUAUGUACCUACUUCUUAUUACUGCUAUCGCAUUUUACAUUUCAAAGAAUGACCAGAGUUUGGAGAAAAAUCGUGAAGCUGCGAUAAAAACAUCCGCCUUAUAUAAAAUAAAUAAUCGGCGAACUACAAAUCAUGACGUCAAACAGGAAACACGCAGCGUCAGCGUUUUGAAUUUAACCAACCUUCAAAGAGAAGUGACAAAGAAACAACUCCCAAAAUUGUUGAUUAGAAAUCUUACAAUUCGAAAUCAUUUUGAAUUAGAACUUUCUGAUAAGUUUAUAGAUGAUUACUUUAAAGACAAAAACUUCUCGAUUUUCCCUACUUCAUCAAAACCGGAAGUCCGCCAUAUUGCUUUUUUGAAAGUCCACAAAGCUGCCAGUUCAACAUUGCAAAACAUGUUUUUUCGCUUUGGGCGGAAACGAAAUUUAACUUUUGUGUUCACAAAACAUCCGAACUAUUUCUCUAGGUCUAUAAGCAGCCAUAUUCCUCUCGUUCCACCGAAAGUAGGCCAAGGAUAUGACAUAUUGUGCAAUCAUGGUGUCUUUAAUCAUAGCACAUAUUCUUCACUCCUCCCAAAUGACACCGUUUAUAUUGGCAUCGUACGAGAUCCGCUAUCUGUUUUCAUAUCAGCUGUUAAUUUUUAUUCUCAAGAAUCGCAAAAAUUAGGAUAUCUUACAAGGAUUAAAGGACAAAAGUUACAAAAACUCAUUCAUAGACCGGAAGUAUACGAUAGAAGUUUUUUCUCGUAUACGAAGAACGUGAUGGCGCGAGAUUUUGGAUUUCCGCAGACGUUCGAUAACAGUAUUAUCUUUCAGACUCUAAAAGAGCUAGACAAAAUAUUCACUCUUGUUUUAAUUGUUGAACAUUUUGAAGAAUCUCUCGUGCUCAUGAGAAGAUAUUUGAACUGGAAGUUGCAAGAUAUUUUGUUCCUUCCUAACAAUGUUUUCGUGAGUCGAGUGAAAAACACGCCCAAUCUUCCUCGAACCAAGGUUAUAACGGGCCUUAACCAAGCCAGAGCAAAUCCAUGGUAUGGUCAAAGGGGAAUAUUACGAGACCCUUAUCGAGACAAACCCGUGUCUAAGUCUGAUCUAAGUCGGAAAGAUGUGGACCAAUUUAAAAUGAGAAAUAAAAUGGAUUAUUAUGUGCAUUCUUUUUUCACCAAGAAGUUUUGGAAACAGUUUAAAAGUGCGCCUAGUAACAUUGAACAGGAAGUGACAUAUUUCAAACAAGUGCUCGAAAGACUAGCGUUAUUUUGUAAUCAAACGGAUAUUGGAGGGAAUGUCAAGCCAUUGAUUGUUCAAAAAUCACAAUGGAAUGCAGAGUUCACUGUUAGUGCAGAUGAAUGCCUGUAUAUGAAAAUGGAUGAAUUGAAAUUCAUAAAGAUUUUAAGACACAAACAGGGAAGUGAGCUGAGGGAAGCUAAUCACUUCCGGUAUCCUCCAAAACAAUUCAGACUUAGUGUGGACGAUUAUAGAAAAAUGAGUCCACAGCAGAGGCGGAUGUACCAGCAACAGAUAAUUAUGGGUAAUAAUAAACCGAACGAAGUAGGUCACAUUCAGAUGGCUGACCGUGGAUUCGGUCGUGGAAUAUACUCGAGAAAAGGCAUAGUAAAAAGACCCAAAUGAUUUUUUCCGCAUAAGAGCCAGAACUAGCUCUUAUAUGAAGUAAGUAAAGGUACUUAGAAAUCUUUUAGACUGGCCUGGAAACAGUAUAAAGUAAAACGGUGCUGGAACAUCCCCAGAUUUUCUGGAAAUAGUAUUAGGUUGAAAUAGUUGACAAAUGAGCGACUUGUGCUUUGAAAACUUAAUGGAAGUUUUACAAAACAACAGACUGAUUAAUCUGAAUGCUGUGAUAGAAUCAUUAUAUGAAAGGUAAAAAGGUGCUAGAAAAUCAUUAAAGUGUCUUGUAUACUGAUAAAGUAUUCUUUAUAAAGUAACAAUUUGAUAAAAAAUGCGGUGCUGGUCAAAUAGUUUUUAAAGAAAACGUGCUGGAAUUGGCAGAAAGCUGUUAAAAAAAUGAAAAAAUGCGGUGCUGGAAAACAUGAGGAUUCAAAACAGUUUUUAAAGAAAACGUACUUGAAUUGACAGAAAACUGUUAAAAUGAAGAACUGUGUCGGAAAUGAUUCUGAAAUGUGAUUUGCCAAUUAAGGGGCAAUUCAUUAAGACAGAGGGGUCUCGUUUUUGUAUCAAAAUCGAAUUGUUUGACCCGCUUUUAUAUAUCAUUUUUGAAGGUAGUUCACAGUGCAUUUCAGAUUCCUAAGAAGAGUUUAAGAAAAAAGAUGAAAGGAAAAUUGUAUAUCUUUAUGAUUAUGUAUUAUAUGAAAUGUAAUUAAUUCUUUAGGUGUUUGGAUUAUUAUGAAUUGAUUUUUUUAACUUAACAGGGUCUGGGUUUUGUAUCAAAAUCUAUUUUUGGACCCGCAUUUCUAGUCUCAAGACUUUUUAAGCAAUUCAGAAAAGAUCAAAAAAAAAUUAUUAUUUGAACUUUUAAUUAAGACAUUUCGAGGGUUGACUGUAAAAUUGUUUCAUGUCUUUCUUUAUUGCAUAUACAUCUAAGUUACUGCAAUUUUGCGGUCAACCCUCAUUUUGCUUAAGUGAUCUUGUAGUCUUAUGAUAAAUCAUAUGAAAAGUAAUAAAACAACAAUAUAUAUUUUUGCCUUUUCUUUCAUACGUCGGUUAGGUACCAUUUGCAAUCUUUGCGUACCAAAUUGCCUAACGAAGGCCGAGGAA
Ruditapes philippinarum (Manila clam) is the source of this 3318-nucleotide messenger RNA. Its product is annotated as galactose-3-O-sulfotransferase 3-like. Gene Ontology annotation, cellular component: membrane. Bases 550 to 2217 code for a protein of 555 amino acids. The record is from RefSeq and is a predicted model, not a curated record. Gene Ontology annotation, biological process: glycolipid biosynthetic process. The transcript has 2 exons. NCBI's taxonomy places the organism in Eukaryota, Metazoa, Mollusca, Bivalvia, Venerida, Veneridae. Gene Ontology annotation, molecular function: galactosylceramide sulfotransferase activity.